AUGAAUGACAACUAUAAACCGCAAGAUAACCUGAUAGAUAAGAUCGAUCCAUACUUCCUCUCUGAAGAUAAUUCCUUCUCUGACUGGAAUAAAUGGAGUUUGGUAUCCUUCUUAGAUGCGAUUUUAAAGUCAGACGCGCCAGUGACUAUGAAGGAAGUGAUCAAGGAUCUUAAGAUGAGUGUCGAUUUGUUAUGGAUGAAAGUUAAAACGGAUGAGGAAAUUGCUGUUGCAGAGGCUGAAUAUCAGCGCAAACAAGCAUUUCUUGAACUAAAGAAUAGGGUAAUUGAGAGUCAUGAAAAAGAAGUGAAGGAUGUGAAUGUAAUUAUAAUCGCUGAUAUGGUGGUUUGA
Molecule: messenger RNA, 348 nt
Organism: Dentiscutata erythropus
Lineage: Eukaryota; Fungi; Glomeromycota; Glomeromycetes; Diversisporales; Gigasporaceae
Source: the annotation of a GenBank genome assembly